Molecule: messenger RNA, 4698 nt
Organism: Rhodotorula toruloides NP11
Lineage: Eukaryota; Fungi; Basidiomycota; Microbotryomycetes; Sporidiobolales; Sporidiobolaceae
Exons: 6
Coding region: 1-4698 (1565 amino acids)
Source: RefSeq, a predicted model, not a curated record
AUGUCUACCCUCACCGCUCUUCGCUCCUCUUCCUCGCUCAACACGACCAACCCCCCUCAUCUCCGGCCCUACAGCGCCUCUCUCGCCGAACGAGCCCGCACCUGCCCUCUAUCCACCAUCUCGACCCUCUCAGCCGUCUCAAUCGCCUCAACAGCUUCGACCUCCUCCGCCUUGACCAACACCGGCUCGCGCCGGCGCCGCUCAGCCGCCCUGCUCGACUUGGACCUCGACCUCGACGACUCGACUCGUUCGUCGCUCGUCAGAGCCGAGGCGGUGCUCAGAGCGAGCGAGCACGAGCGCGAGGUCGAGCGGAGGAAGGCGAGGUUGAGCUGGAGGGAUCGGCAAGUCCGCAGCGCGCAUCUGGUCAUUGAGCACCUUGCGGCGGCGGGGGUGGAGGACGAGACGGAGGAGUUGGAUGUGCAAGAGCAGCGGCGAGAAGAGGUCGAGCAGGACAGGUCGAACAACCCCCUCAGGCGAUUUAGCCCGAAGCGCUUUAUGCUUCGCAAGACGCAGUCCAUUCCGCUCGACAUGGCCAGUCCUCCUGCGCCAUCUCAGACCUCUCCACGCGCCGACUCCUCCGCCAAGUCACCCUCUCUACCUCGACCAACCGUGGCUCGUCGCGCUCUCUCCUCAUCCAACCACCUCUCUUCCGCAACCGAGACCCUCCACAGCCCGUCCCUCCGUCCCGCCUCGCCACCACAGCAUCACCACUACGGCACCCUCCCUCUGCGCUUCUCCCGCCUCGAACCGCCGCUCGACCCGCCGUCCAAAUUCUCUGGUUCCUCGGGCGACUCAAUCAUCCAUGUCGUCGCGUUCGAUGGACCUGCCGCAGACAAGAAGCGCAAAGGGCUCAAGGACCGAGCGCGGACGUUCAGCCGCGCUUCGACUGACGGCCUCAAGACGCUGACGAGCCGGAUACCGAAGCGCACGAGCACACGCAGACCGGGCGUCAAGAAGAAGCCCAGCCUUGCGAAUCUUUUUGCCGGCUUGAGCGGGACGAACGACAGCGGCGCUUCGUCCAGCGAGACCAAAGCUCGCAGCAUCUCGUUCGCUUCGUCGUCGUCGCGGCCUGUCGUCACGAGCAGCGACACGAGCGGUCACCGUCCCUCCACGAGCAUCAGCUCGUACGCUCCUUCGUCGACCACAAGCGAUUCUGGCCCACCGUCGCGCAAGCCGUCUCGACUUGGUUUCUUCCGCUCGAUCUCGAAGCGGAACUCGGACGGCAUCAAGCGCACGUCUCGCAGUACGACUUCGUCAGGCCCGCUAUCGCCGUCGCUCAUCUCCCGACCGGUCUCGGUUGCGAGCGAAGGCGCUUUCGCUGCCGCGCAGGACAGGCGAGCUUCCAACGCCACUUCCUCGUCGAACGGCUCGUCGGCUGAUAUGCCGCAGGCGAAGCUUGGAUGGGCUGGACGACUGACGCGAGCGGUGAAGGGGAAGAACGUUGCGGCGAAGAAGGCGCUUUUCGAGAAGCCGGUUACGGUCCAGCAGGCCGAGAAGAUCGCAGCUCCUCAAUCGCCCGACUUGACCGCUCGCCCACCUGCUCGACUCCCGCUUACGACCGUCUUCCCAACUCGCGCCGAAGACCUCGCUCCUCCUGCUCGUCCGCCGCGCCCGUCGAAAAACCUCGAAUCGUCAGACGACACGACAUUCUACGGCCACAAGAUCGCGCCCGUCGAAACUCGCGCAGCAGCCAUCGAUGCGUUCGUCAUCGAGUCCAGCGCUCCCCGCGUACGGGCCAAAGCGAGUGCGCCAACCACCAAGCGGAUCCCUGCCGCUUCUCCCGUCGACGAGCUGCCUCCGACCAUCUACCAGCCCCUGCCGAACGAGCGCCUCUCGAUCGGCCAGCCGUUCGACUCUUCGCUGCUUCCGCCAGUCCCGAUCUACCCGGCGCACUCGUUCCCGCCGAGCCGCCGCUAUUCACCCGACUUCGGUGACGCAUCCGACUCGAGCCUUUCGCCCGCCGAACACAGCGGCUCGUCGGGAUGGUCGUCAAGCCCGUCGCGGCGCUGCCCGAGUCCAGCUCGCUCGUUCCGUACGCCAAGUCCCGCUCGCUGGCGAGCGUUGCUCCCUUCGGCAUCAGCCGGUAGCAGUCCUGAGAAGAACGAGCGAGGCCUGCCGCAGCCGCUCGUCCUGACUCCGAGGAUCGCGAAGACGCUUGGCAGCCCAAGGAAACUCGCGAUGGGGCCGGAGAACGUUAUAUGCAUGGGCAUUGACGACCUCACCGGCAAUCCCAUCUCGGAGGUUCGCGGCGCGACAACCGAUCUCGCCGAGCUACUGUCUGGUCUCGAGGACACCUAUGAGCUCGAUACGUCGAAGGUCGGCACCCAGUCUGUCGCAAGUCGCAGGCACGUCCAGCGCGACGUCUCGGACCUGUCCGCUUCCCUUCGAGGGAAGCUUCCGCACCUCGAGUCGAUCGAGUCGCUCCGUUCAAGCGUGAGCGAUGUGCCACUCGACCUCAAGGAGCUCAUCAACACGGUCGACGACCACAUCUCCGAGGUCGACAUCCCGUUUUUCUCGAUCGAGCAGCCUCCGCUGUCCUACAACAGCUUCGGCGACGACGACGACUCGAGCUCCUCCGGCGAGAGCAGCGGCGAAGACGACCUAGCCGUACUCCAAGCCCGCGCAGGACUCUCGGCUUCCGGUCAUCUCGUCGUCGACAACACGACGAGUCGCUUCAGCAUCGUUGGUGGUGCCACACAGGCUCUUGAGGCGACCGCGACAAGCUUCGAGGGCCUGCAGUCGACGGCGGUGGACGCCAUCCGCCACAUGCUCUCGGCACCGGGCACGACGACCCUGUCUUCGCCGGGGUCUGCGACACUCCAGGCGUUCCCCCUGCCAGCGUCGGCGACUCUGCAGGCGUUCCGCCUCGACAAUAUCGACGAGGAAGAGCCGAGGUCGACGCUGCGGGACAGCGUGCGAGACGCCCUCGAGCUCGAGCGGCCGACUGCCGGCGACAAGAUGUUUGAGCGCAUCGACGAGGACGUCUCGCUCAAUGCCCUGAUCAACAGUCCCUCGCCGCCUGUCUCGCCCGAGCAGGUCCUCGCCCGGCGCGAGGCGCUGUACCACCACCACGCGCGGAUGGGCAGCACGCUGUCGACCGCCGAAGGGUCGCUCGAGAGCUGCUUCUCGCUCGUGGGCUCGCCCUCGCCAAACCCGCCUUCCGGCCGACCGAUGCGCCAAAGUCUGCAGCGGUACUCGCAGGACAAGUUCCCGACCAAGCGACCGAGUCACCGCGCCCGUCCUGUCUCUGAGCUGUCCGCCGCAUCGACCGACCCGGCGUCGAACGAGACGACCAACCUGUCCGUCGCUCCAAGCAGUCGUUCGACCAAUCUCAGCGUCUCGUCCUUGACAAGCUCGCCGUGUCCCGUACCGCGAAGCGGACGCAUCCGCAUGCUGACUCGCGCCGAGGGUCCGUUGCCGGCGCAGCCAGCCUUCCGCUUCCCUCCUGCGAAGGAUCGGGUCGAGCAGGCGCAUCCGGCUCAAGGCCGGGGUUCGCACUCGCCGCGCUACGUUCGCCCACUGGUCGCCGUCGAGCCUGGCGAACCGCUUCCGAAGCCGAUCAGGCUGGCAGAUUAUGUCGACGGUCCCAUUCCACCCGAUACGCCUCCUCCGUCCUCUCCGUCAAUCUCGGACGACGAGCGCCGUGUGCUCGAGCUCGAACAUUACGGAGUGCCUGCUCUUGCGACCAUCCCCAGCCAGUCUCUCGGCUCGAUCGGCCACCUCCGCCACACCUCGGAUAUCCUGCAGCGCGUGAUCGCCGAAGAGUCUGAGGACAACCUCUCGGCAAGCCCGUCGUCAACACACCUCCGCCCGCUCGAGCCCGCCUACCUGCCAAACUCGCCUCAGCCGAUGCCGUUCGGUCCGCUCGACGAUUCCUCCAUCGCGUUCGAAGUCAUCGUUGCGCCUCCCGAGCACUUGUCGGGCCGUAUCGUCGAGCUCGAGCCGGACGAGAGCCUGCUCAUGUCCGUCCGAGACGAGGACUUCGACUUGACCGCCGAGACAAAUCCUGAGAUCACCCGUCAACACGCCUCAUUCGCGUACGAGGCCGAGACGGAGGUCCACCGCAGUCGGAUCGUCUGGCCCGACACCGACUACUCGCGCGAGGUCAUUGCCCACUUCAUCCUUCCUCGCACCUACCACGCCAUUCUCGAGUUUCUCUUCUUCUCCCAGUCACGCUGGCCGUCGCCGCCUCACCUCCUCCGCAUGACCUCGUUCGUCCCGCCUGCCUACGAUGACCCGCCAACUCCGCCUUCGCCCAUCGUCAUCCCGCCACCCAUCGUCGAUUCUCCGCCCGCUUCUCAAGAGGUCGUCUUGGUGUCGAAGGCACGACCAGUACGGCGCAAGGUGCUUUCGGAGAAGCCCGUCAACCAGCAGGUCGCCCUCCUCUCGCGCUCGACUUCGUCGCCCAGCAAGAAGCCCAAGGACGAGCAGUCGCCUUUCACUGCUCUUCCGCCUCGCCUGUCAGCCAAGCUUCGCGGCGCUCGUACCAAGCUGAGUUCGAAGAGUCCCAAGCGCGUCGACACCGGUUUCCUCGGCGACAACGCGACGAGGCGCAGGCAGGGUCAGUUCAAUGCGGCAAUGCGGCGCCUCGAGGGCAUCGGCGCGCCGGCAGAGCAGCGGAGCGACAGCGAGACGGACGACACAGGCGUACUCGAAGCGCAGGGCGAGGCCACCGACGAGUUGACUUUUACCAAGUAG